Sturnus vulgaris (Common starling) is the source of this 1422-nucleotide messenger RNA. RefSeq names its product calcium voltage-gated channel auxiliary subunit beta 3 (gene CACNB3). Gene Ontology annotation, biological process: calcium ion transmembrane transport. Lineage: Eukaryota; Metazoa; Chordata; Aves; Passeriformes; Sturnidae. Gene Ontology annotation, molecular function: voltage-gated calcium channel activity; protein binding. The record is from RefSeq and is a predicted model, not a curated record. Gene Ontology annotation, cellular component: voltage-gated calcium channel complex.
AUGUCGUUUUCUGACUCCAGCGCUACCUUCCUGCUCAACGAGGGCUCGGCGGACUCCUACACCAGCCGCCCAUCCCUGGACUCCGACGUGUCCCUGGAAGAGGACCGUGAGGGCGCCCGGCGCGAGGUGGAGAGCCAGGCUCAGCAGCAGCUCGAGAGGGCCAAGCACAAGCCGGUCGCCUUUGCUGUGCGCACCAAUGUCAGCUACUGCGGGGCGCUGGAUGAGGAGUGCCCAGUGCAGGGAGCCGCCAUCAACUUUGAAGCCAAAGAUUUCCUGCACAUCAAGGAGAAAUACAGCAAUGACUGGUGGAUCGGGCGCCUAGUGAAGGAGGGGGGGGACAUCGCCUUCAUCCCCAGCCCCCAGCGCCUGGAAGCCAUGAGGCUCAAGCAGGAGCAGAAAGCUAGGAGAGCUGGCAAUGCCUCAGGCCUCGGCGACAGCGGGAGCCGGCGAUCGCCUCCCCCCUCCUUAGCCAAGCAGAAGCAGAAGCAGACGCAGCACAUCCCACCCUACGAUGUGGUCCCCUCCAUGCGGCCCGUGGUGCUGGUGGGGCCCUCACUGAAAGGAUACGAGGUCACCGACAUGAUGCAGAAAGCCCUGUUCGACUUCCUCAAGCACAGAUUCGACGGCAGGAUCUCCAUCACCCACAUCACAGCUGACCUGUCCCUGGCCAAGCGCUCCAUCCUCAACAACCUGGGCAAGCAGGCGAUCCUGGAGCGCUCCACCACCCGAUCGAGCAUUGCCGAGGUGCAGAGUGAGAUCGAACGCAUCUUCGAGCUGGCCAAGUCCCUGCAGCUGGUGGUGCUGGACGCUGACACCAUCAACCACCCGGCCCAGCUGGCCAAGACCUCCCUGGCACCCAUCAUCGUCUAUGUCAAGGUGUCCUCCCCCAAGGUCCUGCAGCGGCUCAUCAAGUCCAGGGGCAAGUCCCAGGUGAAGCACCUCAAUGUGCAGAUGAUGGCAGCUGACAAGCUGGUGCAGUGUCCCCCGGAGCUCUUUGAUGUGAUCCUGGAUGAGAACCAGCUGGAGGAUGCCUGUGAGCACCUGGCUGAGUACCUGGAGGUUUACUGGCGUGCCACGCAUCACCCACCACAUGCCCCCCACGCUGUCCCCUCGCCCACCGGACUGCCAGGCCUGCAGAGCCAGCAGCUGCUGGGGGAGCGGGGCGAGCACUCGCCGCUGGAGCACGACAGCCUGAUGCCAUCGGAUGAAGCGGGGGACACCUCGCCCCAGCAUUGGGGGGCCACAUCCCAGCGCAGCUCGCGGCACCUGGAGGAGGAGGAGGAGUACGGAGACCCCUACCCAGACCUGUACCAGCCCCACCGGCACCACGGCAGCGGUCCCGGCACGCCGGAGCGCCCGAGCGAGCGCAACCACGACAGGAACUGGCAGCGCAGCCGGCCCUGGGCCAAGGACAGCUAUUAG